UACUCCAUCCAACCAAGGAAUGCACGCAUCCUUUCGAGCUGAUCAACGCUCAUGAUGCCUGAGCUCAGGGAGCAGGUCAUGUACACGAGAAUUUUAACCAUAUCCUAAAGAGAGCCCAGCUCAAUUUUGCAAGAUUUUUAGUGUUCCAUUUCAUUAGUACUGUGAGUUCUUGAUAAUGAAAUGACAGAGAUGAGAUGACUUCAUCAUGGAAUUUAUUCUGCUCAGUAUCUGUGUGUUCGGGACAGUAGCGAGAGCUGACAGAAACGAGACAGGAGAAAUCAUAGACUCGAUUGUGGAGACCCUUCCAGAUGUUUUGCCUCAUGUUAGCUUGCCACCAAGACUGAAAAAUACAUGGCCUCCAUUCAAUGCAUCAGGACCAGAAAUGAGUCCACCUCCAGAUAUCAAUCCAGCUGAGUUCCUGCGCACAGAAAUUCCCACAAUUAACAAAACUGCCGUGUCUGACAUUAUGAUGGCCAUAACCGGUAAUACGAGCCAGAUGCUGACAUCCUCUCCUGUCACACAAGAACAAUCAUUUGAUACAGACAGGAUGACAACAUCCCUGCCUGCUCAAGCAUCUUCAACAGCUGCAUCCAUUGCCACACCAUUUACCCUGCCCAAACCGGUAUCUACAAUGGCAGUAUCUACUGUGGAAGUAUCAGUGACAGUAGUGAAGAAACCAAGUGUCCCUGACCAUGACCAUGAACAUGUCAGCAUUGCUGUAUUCUUAACUGUUCCAGUGUGCGUUGGACUGCUCAUCUCAUUUUUCAUUCUCUUUGGGAAGUACUGCCGCAAGAAAUUAAGACUAGACAAGCUACGACAUCAGCUGAUGCCAAUGUAUAGCUUUGAUCCUGCAGAGGGAGAGGACUGGGAAACAGAAUUAUUAACUGACCCAAGAACACAGACUAGUCAGCAAACAAAUGCCACUCAAGCCCCUCCAAAGCCAGCAAGCCAAGCAGAAGUUCCACAGCUGAGAUUCAACUACCCUGCCGCUGAUGUAUGAGCCAUGGCAUUCAUAUCAAAUCGUCAUGUUGGUGUCUAGCUCAAAGUUGAAUUGGUUGUACAAGUUUGAUUCACACUUUGUAUUGAUGUAUUGUUCUGUGUCUUACCCAUCAUGCAAUACACUGUUAAUCAUCAUUUGCUUGAAGAUCCUUGAACUGACAAAAAGCAUGAAUGUGGCUAAAUUUGAACUUGUCAUUGCAGAAGAAACACUUGAAUGAAGAAACACUUGAAUGAAGAAACUCCUGCAAUAAAUAAUAUGAAUGUAUUUUUGUGCCAUGUUUUGUUGUGCACUUUAAUGAGAGCUGCCUCAGACCUCGAAAAAAUGACCAGAGACAUGCACAAAAUCUCUCUAUUAUGUUGUUCUUAGACAGCUCCUGGAAUUGCUUGUAUUCCGGAAUGGAGAUGUCAUUUGUGUAAACUCUCCUCUUGGGGAACUUGGCCUCUUUUGAGAAAAAAUGUGCCCUCUUCUGAGGUAACGAUGCUCCAGGGAAUUGAUCUUGUGGUAUUUCUGUGGGGGCAGAAGCAUCCUCCUGGGGGAUUAUUGGUAUAACGCUAAUUGGUUUAUGUACUCACUGAAAUAUGAUGAAUGUGCUCAGUGACAUUAGCAUGGCCACUUGCACAGUAUGUUGUUCAUAAGUUAAAUCCAUAUGAACUAUAAAUGCGGUCAAGUCAUUUUCUUAUUUUUGUAUUGAGGUUGUUAUUAAACAGUAAUAAUGAAGACCCAGGCUGGAUCCAAAGUGAAAAUGACAAAUCCUAUGCGAAUAAUCUCCUAAAUACAGCAAUGCAAGCUUUAAUGCAUUUUCACUGCUUAUCAGCCAAGUAUUUGGCCUUUGAACUUGAACUUUUUAACUUUAUUUGCAAAUUUAUGUCGACCCCUUUUGGGGUAUGAGAAAUACACAGAUAUUUAACAUACAUGUUUAAUACAUU
Molecule: messenger RNA, 1926 nt
Organism: Lytechinus variegatus (green sea urchin)
Lineage: Eukaryota; Metazoa; Echinodermata; Echinoidea; Temnopleuroida; Toxopneustidae
Exons: 4
Coding region: 206-1000 (264 amino acids)
Source: RefSeq, a predicted model, not a curated record